CUCCCCUUCGAGCGAUCGAUCCGGGCGGUGACGAAGUGGAGGAGAGCAGAAGGGAUUCUGGCGGUCAGCGCAGCCGUCGCCCUCGUUGACAUCGGCCUAAACCUCCUCGGUUCUGCCAUCAAAGCCCACGUACAGAGCAGAAGGAAGAAGCAACAACGACAAAGCCGUGAGUAGAAGAAAGAAACGAGUCCCAGGAGGAGCUAAGGACACCAUUGAGAUGCUAUCAGAUUACGCGAGAUGAGAACCAGCAAUACACUCGUUCAAUGAAAGCAAAACCAGAAACAGUUUUUCAAGGACAUAUAUUUAUAUCCUGCAGUCAAACAUUAAGCUAUAGCUGAAUGCCCCUCGGUCCAUGACACCUAAGAGUAUUACAGCAUGAUGUGAAUUUUGGUCAAAAAAUUAGUCAAUUGGAUGUCUCUUUUCUAUUUUUUGGGGUGAACGGUAAAGUCAUAGACUGUGACUGAUUUAGUUGGUAGAAUAUCGCUUGAUGAGAGACCAGGCUGUGGAUGACAUUGCCUUUGUUUCAGACUGAAAACAAAGUGGAAUUAAUGCUCCUGGAUAUGUGCAUGUGGAUCACACUGAUGGCAGAUAAAGUUUCAAGUGGCUGUUGUGUAGCCAAAUGUCUGAACAUGUGCAGCACAAGGGAGAUCAGGAUGCUGAAAUAUUGCUCCAGGUUUCUGGUAAACAAGUGGAGCACAAACAUGCCCUGGGCAUCUGGCUAAAGACUAAGUCAUGUCUAGAGGAUCUGAUUCCAGUGACUUCAAGCAUUUUCCACGUGGGACAAAGAAAGGAAAACUUGUAUCUAAGAAAGAAAUCAACUGAAACUCCAGCUUCCAUGCAUGAGUUAUUUGCUUGCAGAUGAAGAGCUUGAACCUGAGUUAGGACUGACGGGAAAACAGCAUCUUAACCAUCCAAGUAUCUCACCGGAGCUUUGACCAUUUGAACAGACUUCAAAGUCCCAUGCCACCAGGGGAAAGGAAGGUGAGGUGGCGGAUGGGCUCCACCAUUUGAGGAGACAUGACUUUUCUUGGCUCAAAGACCCGAGCAUUUGGAGAACUCGAAGUUUUGGGAUGUUUCUUUUGGCCGUCACAAUUGGCUCGGCGAACGAUCGCAUAGAUUGGGAACCAAGCGAGGGGCAAGAAAGAAACCACUCGAGAGUCUACGUCGUCGCUCCUUCCCCUCCCUUCUUCGUCUUCCAAUUGGAGCAGAGGCCGAUGCAGAAGCGAGAGUAGGAAAGACCGCAUCUUCGAGUACCGAAGGGAGAGAGCCAUCUCGAUCGCUUCAGACCGUCGCCGGGUUGCUUCGGCCCUUUAAGUCGUGUUUGGGGGCGAGCGGGGAAAUUUGGUUUCUUGGUCGAAUUGGGUUUUGCAGUUGAUUUUGUCGCUGGGGCGGUGUUGUUUGAUUGCAGCGGAGACGGCAGUCUAACUAAUCGAGAUAAGCUGCAUCCCGAAACGGUGAAAGAAAAAAAGUCAUCUUUGUCCUGAAUAUGGAACUGGCAUAGGAACAUAUCAAAAAUUGCCCCAUUUUGUUAUCUAAUGGAAGAUGGGGAAGGGAGGAAUAUGAGGCUGUAAAUAGCAUCGACCAGCCAAGAAAUUUAUUGUUCAUAACAGAUUCAACCCUGGGAGACAUUUUUAAGGCAUCGAAGUCUGUAUUAUUCUUUGACUUAAUAGCCAGUGUUCAAGCAUGAUUAAGCAGAUACUAAAUCGUCUCCCUCGAAAGCCAUCAAAGUCGUCAGAUAGUCGAGAUUCAGUUGGUGGGUCAGUGCCUCCGUCGUCAUCUUCAAGCAGCUCAAGAAGUGGGGACUUGCAAACCAGUAAGAUCACAAACCCAAGCAGUCAGGUCCCUCCUGGAUUGAGUCCUGGGUUAAAUAAUCUAAACAAAUAUGCUCCACCUGUUAAUUUGAAGCUUAAUGGAAAUUGUGUAAUCCCUGUCUACGAAGCAUUGCCGAGCUUUAAGGAUGUCCCUAAUUCUGAGAAGCAGAUCUUGUUCAUGCGAAAGUUGGACUUAUGCUCUGUCGUGUUUGACUUUACUGACCCAUCAAAGAACUUGAAAGAGAAAGACAUAAAGCGACAGACGCUGUUAGAGCUUGUUGACUAUGUGAGUUCAGCAAGUGGGAAGUUUCCAGAGACUGUCAUGCAAGAGACAACCAAGAUGGUGUCCAUCAACUUGUUUAGGAAUCUAACUAUUCCACCUCGAGAACACAUGGUUUUGGAAAAAAUUGAUGCAGAAGAGGAGGAACCUGUAAUGGACCCUGCAUGGACACACUUACAGAUUGUCUAUGAGUUAUUUCUACGGUUUGUUGCAUCUCCAGAGACCGAUGCUAAGUUAGCAAAAAGAUAUAUAGAUCACUCCUUUGUUCUUAAGCUCCUUGAUCUCUUUGAUUCUGAAGACCCCAGAGAGAGGGACUACCUAAAGACGAUACUUCACCGUGUUUAUGGUAAAUUUAUGGUGCACCGCCCAUUUAUCAGAAAGGCUAUUAACAACAUCUUUUAUCGGUUUAUCUUCGAAACAGAAAAGCACAAUGGAAUUGCAGAGCUUUUGGAGAUUUUAGGAAGUAUAAUCAGUGGAUUUGCUUUGCCUUUAAAGGAAGAGCAUAAAUUGUUCCUUGUGCGUGCACUAAUCCCACUUCACAAGCCAAGGUGCAUUGGUAUGUACCAUCAGCAGUUAUCAUAUUCCAUAACUCAAUUUAUCGAAAAGGAUUGCAAACUUGUGGAUACUGUUAUAAGGGGCUUGCUGAAGUACUGGCCUGUUACAAAUAGUUCAAAGGAAGUCAUGUUCUUGGGGGAGUUAGAAGAGGUCCUAGAAGCAACUCAGCCUGCAGAUUUUCAGAGGUGUAUGGUUCCAUUAUUCCGCCAGAUUGCUCGAUGUUUGAACAGUUCUCACUUUCAGUUUUCAGGUGGAGUUUUGAUGAAUUUGCAUACUCUACUUUGCUACCCACUUCUUAUUCUGUCUUUUUAUACUAGGGUAUGUCCACUAAGCCUUAUAGGCUUUCUAAUAUCACUAUCUCUAUCCAGUUUCUAUAAUCUGAUACUUUUGGAAAUGUUGACACUCCACUUUGAUAUCAAGUUUGCAGGGGCCAAAGCCUCCUUAAACUGAAACUCUGCUUUUGUGAUUUCUAGGAAUGUUUAUUAUUGAUUGAUAUUAUAGCGGCUCAGUUGGUUCUUAAUGGUUCAUUUCACAAGGAAGUAGAUGAAAUGCAAGAUAAUAUUGAUUUAGUAAAGCAUGCUUAAGAUAUUGAGAAAUGAGAAUUAAGUAUAUAUAAUUCAAUAUGAAUUGUGCAGAUUGUGCUUAUGUUCAUGAUCAUCAAUCCGUCACAAUUGUUCAUGAUCAUAAAUUAUUACAUCAUCAAUUGAUUAUGAACACAAGCACAAUCACAUGAGCAUUUUUUAUGCUGGAAUUAUAUUGUUGAAUAGGAAGAGAAAUUUGAAGAAGCUGUUGUUCAUAGGAUUAAAGUAGGACGGUUUGUAUAAAGAGAGGAUCUCAAUGUGUUUUGUGAGUGUUAUGUGCCACUUAAAUUGAAAAAGGAAAUCUAAAAUGUUACAAACUUCAAUAUACUUUUAGAAUGGUGGACAUUUGGGAGAUACUGAGAUAGCAUAUUGACACGUUAGUGUCAGUGUGAUAAUAUUGAGAUGAAUGUAUGUGAUUAAAAUGAGUUAGAAUAGAAAUAGAAGAGUAGACCUGAAAGGUCUUGUAUUAGAAACAACAAGGGAUUUGAGAUGCUUUUAAUUUGACUAGUGAUGUCACCUUUAGCUGAGCUCAAUGGGUUAAAAACCCAGAUGACAUCAAAUAGUCGGGUUUUACAACAACUUGUUAUUCUUAUGUUUACUGCUUCUGUUUGAGUAAGUUAUAUGAAAAUUGAACAUGCACUGGUACUUGUUAUGCUAGCAUUUAUGAUAGUUGGAGCAAAAUGGUUACAA
Molecule: messenger RNA, 3917 nt
Organism: Musa acuminata AAA Group (dessert banana)
Lineage: Eukaryota; Viridiplantae; Streptophyta; Magnoliopsida; Zingiberales; Musaceae
Product: serine/threonine protein phosphatase 2A 57 kDa regulatory subunit B' theta isoform
Exons: 8
Coding region: 1684-3096 (470 amino acids)
Biological process (GO): signal transduction
Cellular component (GO): protein phosphatase type 2A complex
Molecular function (GO): protein phosphatase regulator activity
Source: RefSeq, a predicted model, not a curated record